CCAAUAAUUCUUCUCGGAAUCAAAGACUCUCUCUCUCCCCCCUCUCUCUCUCUCUCUCUCUCUCUCGCUUUUGCUUUUACGAGAUCUUUCAAGCGGAAUCUAUACAAGGCAGCGCGAUUAGUUUAAUUGGCGCUGACAUCAUCUGCAUUUUGUUAUCCGAUCGAUAAUUGUUGCGGGUUGCUUUUUCAACACAUUGAUUGAUUGAUCGGUUGAUAUUUGGGUUUUGAUUUGAGGCCCAUUGUUUUCUCUGCAAUAGGUGGAGAGAAAAAUGGUGUCGGCGAAGAGGGAGAUGGUGGUGUAUUGCUUCGACACCCUUCUUGCUCACUACAACAGCCAUGAAGCUCCUCCCCCUUCUUUCCACGAAGACUCUCAACACCCAUUGUUUGUCACCUGGAAAAAAGCGGCGAAUGGUGGAGAGCCUCGUCUACGUGGAUGCAUUGGAACUCUUGAAGCUCGUUCCUUGAUCAAUGGCUUUAGGGACUAUGCACUAACUAGUGCCCUUCGGGACCGUCGGUUUCCCCCAAUACAGGCUAAAGAGUUGCCUUAUUUGGAAUGUACUGUCUCCAUCCUGACUAAUUACGAGGUUGCCCUCCACUACCUUGAUUGGGAGAUUGGGAAGCAUGGUAUGAUUAUUGAGUUCAAUGAUCCCGACUAUAAUACAAGAAGAAGUGCCACGUAUCUGCCUGAGGUGGCUGCCCAUGAAGGCUGGACAAAGACAGAAGCAAUCGACUCGCUGAUACGAAAAGCUGGUUAUAAUGGCUCCAUAACUGAAUCAAUCCGGAAGCGCAUUCAACUGACCCGUUAUCAAAGUACACUAUUUACCAUGCAUUAUGGCGAGUACGUCGCCUAUGUCAAAGCCACCAGGGGAGCUCCUCCAAUUAUCAUGGAGGCCAAGCCUGGUAACCAUUGAUUGUUUUAAUCUUCUUCCUGUGAAACCAUGAAAAACUUGGCUGGUUAUUGGAGGGACCUCCAUUAUAAAUGAUUUGGCUGUCGAUUUCUAUUUCUUCGACAGCAACAAUUAAUCACCAUCGACUGUUAUAAAUUAUUAUUCUUCAAAUUCAUUUGAUUUUGAAGAGGAUCAAAUCACCUGUAAUGUAACUUGAGGUACUUGUUGCACCAGAGUCUACAGCUGCAGCUUGUUGGGAUAUAUAGUUGCAGUUAUGUAAAACAUCGUCAAGCAAUAUAAGCUCAUGUUGUGUC
Diospyros lotus (date-plum) is the source of this 1200-nucleotide messenger RNA. RefSeq lists its product as uncharacterized. The transcript has 5 exons. Lineage: Eukaryota; Viridiplantae; Streptophyta; Magnoliopsida; Ericales; Ebenaceae. The record is from RefSeq and is a predicted model, not a curated record. The coding region runs from base 269 to 910 and encodes 213 amino acids.